Molecule: messenger RNA, 1299 nt
Organism: Dacryopinax primogenitus
Lineage: Eukaryota; Fungi; Basidiomycota; Dacrymycetes; Dacrymycetales; Dacrymycetaceae
Product: IF-2B-domain-containing protein
Exons: 4
Coding region: 1-1299 (432 amino acids)
Source: RefSeq, a predicted model, not a curated record
AUGACGAAGGCAGAGCGGCGGCAACAGCAAGAGAAGCAGCGCGCUGCAAAGGCAGCAUCACAACCUGAUGGGGGAGGGAGCACUAAGGAUGGCCAACAAGCAAAGAAGAGCGGACAACAAGGCGGCCAAACUGCAGACCAGAACGCUCCUCGGACUCCUCAGGGGCAACAUAGCGCUGGUCGGGGCACCAGCGUUCCAGAUGCAUCAAGCGUUCCUACAGAAAAGAGGGCCAAGGAGGCCAUCCCUCCACCAUCCGCCCCGACUCAUUCGCGUCUGUUUCCUCAUCUACGCCUCCCUAAGGCUGACAUUCUGGCUGCUGCUUCGGUUCCUGGCACCUCGAAAGCCGAAAUCCAUCCUUCCGUGCUCCGUCUCGCGCUGCAGUUCAGCUCUUUCAAGAUCACUGGAGGGAAUGCGCGCUGUAUUGCAACUCUUACUGCCCUGAAGACUGUGAUCAACUCCUAUUCCACUCCUUCCGGAACUACCUUAUCCCGACACCUCAUGACAUACCUCUCUCCCCAAAUCUCGCAUCUAGUUACUGCACGACCUAUGAGUGCUAGCAUGGGAAAUGCCAUCAGGUGGUUGAAAUACGAAGUCUCUGUACUUUCCAUUGAUCUUCCGGAACAAGAUGCAAAGGACCACCUAUGCGAACGCAUAGACACGUAUAUACGAGACCGGAUCACUGUUGCGGAUCGUGUGAUCGAGGAUCAUGCAAUGGAGAAGAUUCACGAUGGUGAUGUUAUACUCACCUAUGCGAGGUCAUCAUCUGUCGAAAAGGUGCUCAGGGCAGCGCACGAGGCGAAGAUCGUAUUCAGUGUCGUGGUUGUCGACUGUGAUCCUCUCUUCGAGGGAAAAGCGCUCGUGGCUGCCUUGCCCCCUGGUCUGUCUGUGUCCUAUGUACUCCUGGGUUCGUUGUCGCCAGUUCUGCCUACUGUAUCGCUUUGUCUCUUUGGCGCUCAUUCACUCCUCGCCAACGGAGGUUUAUACUCGAGAGCGGGCACAGCGAGUGUUGCUAUGAUGGCACGCGGGAGGAAUAUCCCGGUUCUUGUAUGCUGCGAGACCUACAAGUUCAGCGAGAAGGUCUGGGGAGACGGUGUAACCCACAAUGAAUUGGCGAUAGCGCCGACUACCUCGCCAUUGGCACCUGCCCCGACGGUCUCUUUGGAGCAUAUAAAUCUCUUAUACGACUUGACGCCGGCCUCCUAUAUCACUGCGGUCGUAACCGAAGUUGGUCUCAUUCCCCCCAGUUCGGUGCCCACCGUCUUGUUCCGCCAGGGAGUCACAGCGUCUCAGGGUCUCUAG